AUGCUCGCCGCGGCUGCUGUUGGCCUGGCUGGGGGCGCGCCUCCCCAGGCGCGCACGCGGAGGUGGGCGGACGGCGGCUGCUCGAUCCAAGUCCUUGCCCCGCUCGCGCUGGACGCCGGGAGCAGACUCGGUGCCCUGCUGCCCUGCCUGGCCGCCUCACCUCUGCUCGAGCACGCGGUUGCACUCGCCGCUGGGAGGCGGUCUUGUUGCCCCGCUCCCGUGCGUAUCGCCGCCAAGCGGCGACCCCGGUGCUCCGUCCCCACGCAUCACGGUGGAGGGGUGAGCGAGGAGAAGGUCGCAGAUAUCAGGCUGGGCGGCGACCCCGGUGCUUCGUCCCCUCGGCUCGCGACGCUCGCCGUCUGUUCUGAUUUGCGUGGGGGAGACCAUUGCCGCCAGGCCGCCGACCUCGUCGCAACCCCUGGAACCUCGCCGAGCGCUCAGAUCCAUCCCAACUCGUCCAACGAGGGCACCCCUUGA
This is a messenger RNA of Miscanthus lutarioriparius, 477 nucleotides long. NCBI's taxonomy places the organism in Eukaryota, Viridiplantae, Streptophyta, Magnoliopsida, Poales, Poaceae. The record is from the annotation of a GenBank genome assembly.